GGGCUGCUUUUACUUCUCCUCAGCUGGGGUCUCGGAUGAGGCUUCUGGAGAAACUGGGCCCGCUAACCACUGAGCAGCACGGGGGAAUGGGUCCUGACGCAGUGGGCUCUCCCAGGCAUGGACUUCCAUGAUUGGACUCCAAAAGGCGGUCCUCCUAGGCCCCACGGAGGUGGGGAUCCCCACUAGUCGGGCAUUACGGGGGCUGGGGUCCCACGGAGGACAGGGGUCCCCACGGGGUAUAGAGGUCGUGACUUACGGAGGAGUGGGAUCAUGACAGCUCCAUCGAGGACAGAGGUCCCGACCGAGUGGACCCUGUGGGGCACGGGGGAAUGGGGUUCACAGUGAUCGGGCCCCACGAGAGAUAAGGGCCCCAUCCAAGCGCUCCACGGAGGAUGCGGGUCCUAAUCGAGCCUCCUAAUCAAGUGUGGGGUCCUGACUGUCCGUCCUGCCUGGGUGGGCUCCAUGCGAGACGGACCCCUCAGUGGACAGGCCCCCCGUCCAGCUCUCACUCCACAGGGCUCCGCACCCCGCCUCGCUGGGCUGAAUGGGGUCGCGGUGGCCUGAGGGACAGAGCAGGACUCUGAUCCGCCGGGAUCUGGAGAGGGCGGCCGCAUGAUCCCCGUCGGGGCCAGCCGCCGCCCCUCCUCUCCCGCGGGGCCGGGUUGGGGGCGGCGCCUGGCGGGCGGGGCGGGUCCAGCGGCGGGGGCGCAGUCUCCGGGCGACGUGCGGCGGACGCACCGGGCCGGGGGCUGCGGUGGGACCCGGCGGGCGCCAUGGACCUGCUGUCGGCGCUGAGCCUGGGCGAGCUGGCGCUCAGCUUCUCGCGGGUCCCGCUCUUCCCCGUCUUCGACCUCAGCUACUUCAUCGUCUCCAUUCUCUACCUCAAAUAUGAGCCAGGAGCAGUUGAGCUGUCCCGGCGCCACCCCAUGGCGUCUUGGCUGUGCGCCAUGCUGCACUGCUUCGGGAGUUACAUCCUGGCUGAUCUGCUCCUCGGGGAGCCCCUGAUCGACUCCUUUGGCAACAACUCCAGCAUCCUGCUGGCCUCAGCUGUCUGGUACUUGGUUUUCUUCUGCCCCCUGGACCUCUUUUACAAGUGUGUCUGCUUCCUGCCGGUGAAACUCAUCUUUGUGGCCAUGAAGGAGGUGGUGAGAGUCCGCAAGAUUGCCGUGGGCAUCCAUCACGCACAUCACCACUACCACCACGGGUGGUUUGUCAUGAUCGCCACCGGCUGGGUCAAAGGUUCUGGCGUCGCCCUCAUGUCCAACUUUGAGCAGCUGCUCCGAGGGGUCUGGAAGCCAGAGACCAACGAGAUCCUGCACAUGUCCUUCCCCACCAAGGCCAGCCUGUACGGAGCGGUCCUCUUCACCCUCCAGCAGACCCGCUGGCUCCCGCUGUCCAAAGCCAGCCUCAUCUUCGUCUUCACCCUGUUCAUGGUGUCCUGCAAGGUGUUCCUGACAGCCACUCACUCUCACAGCUCCCCUUUUGAUGUUCUGGAGGGCUACGUCUGCCCUGUGCUGUUCAGGAUGGCCUGGGGGGGCGACCAUCACCACGACAACCACGGUGGGUCCCUCAGCGGCGGUGGGCCCAGCUCCGCGCACUCAGCCUUGCCCACCAAGUCCAAGGAGGAGCUGAGCGAGGGCUCCAGGAAAAAGAAGACCAAGAAGACAGAUUAGGAGGCACCUUGGGGGCCUGCAGGAGGCCAGAGAGAGGACCCAGACCCGGGACCCACAGAGCCGGAAGGGGGGUAUCCUGGGCUCAGCUCUACCCUCUCUGGGCCUCAGCUUCCCUGUCUGCAAACUGGGGCCAUCAGCCCAGCCUCCAGGGCUGAUGUCGGGGGUUAGGUGAGAUGUGGGGGGUGAAGCGUGUUUGUAGGAAUGGUGGAGUCCCUCUCUUUCCUGGCCAGGCCCCCAUAGUGUCACAGCUUUUUGGAGGGCCCACAGAAUCCCGGCAGCAGCUCCAGCCAGAAACCUAAGCAUUUAUAUUAUUUCCUCUCUGAAAUUACAUCUUGACUCUGAAAGAAUUUCAAGCCACAUGGAGACUCGUUCAUUUGACCAGCAUUUCCUGCGUACUUGUGCUCCUCUGUAUGCGGGCUGCUGCGAGGUGACGUCGUGGCCGGAGCAGCUCACAGCACCAUGCGGGCAGGAGGGAUGCUCCUUGUGCUGAAGAACGGCUUUGCAUUGUAGAGCAUUUGUGUGUGUGGAUCAGAGAACCCCACAAGUUCCCUGGCACAAAGGAGGCCUUCAGUAGACAUGGCCAGGCCAGAUUUGAGAGCUUGGAGGGUGGGAAGGCUUCUGAUCCUCGGCUUCAGGCUGCCCCUAAACCAAAGAAAUGCAGCCGGCUGCAGACUCCAAGACGCAGCUCUGGAAGCAUCAGGCCUCUCAUGCUGGUGCCCCUCAUCACUGCUCAUUCAGUCAUUCAACAAAUAUACUGCUGCCCGCUCAGUGCCAAGCCUUGUGCUGCUGCUGCUGGCCGGGCUGGGACCUUGGGUCAGGGUGAGCAAGGGGGAUGGUAGCUGAGGGCCCCUCCUGGCCAUCUUCAUCUCAGCCUAGGUCAACAGGAUGUCUGAGACAGGUGGGUGGGUUGGGCACGGCCAGUCUCAGGCUUAGAGCUGCCCUCUGCACACGGGUGCUCAGGGCAUCAGCCUACAGCUGCGUCGAGAUUGGCGCAGGAUUGGCAGGGGUCCCAGGUGUUGCACAGCUGUUUGGAAAGUGCCUCAAUCCAUUGAUACCUGGGAGGUGAGUGGCUCCUGAGCCUGUAAGGCCCCCAAAUUCAUCCUCUUGCAUGUCCAUCGAGGCUGGGCGUGAAGGUUCAGCUAAUAAAUCUGUUGUGAAAGAU
Molecule: messenger RNA, 2835 nt
Organism: Equus quagga
Lineage: Eukaryota; Metazoa; Chordata; Mammalia; Perissodactyla; Equidae
Gene: TMEM38A
Product: transmembrane protein 38A
Exons: 6
Coding region: 774-1673 (299 amino acids)
Biological process (GO): potassium ion transmembrane transport
Cellular component (GO): membrane
Molecular function (GO): identical protein binding; potassium channel activity
Source: RefSeq, a predicted model, not a curated record